Ananas comosus (pineapple) is the source of this 934-nucleotide messenger RNA. Its product is annotated as pollen-specific leucine-rich repeat extensin-like protein 1. The record is from RefSeq and is a predicted model, not a curated record. Gene Ontology annotation, cellular component: ESCRT I complex. Gene Ontology annotation, biological process: ubiquitin-dependent protein catabolic process via the multivesicular body sorting pathway. The transcript has 5 exons. Lineage: Eukaryota; Viridiplantae; Streptophyta; Magnoliopsida; Poales; Bromeliaceae. Gene Ontology annotation, molecular function: ubiquitin binding. Bases 57 to 716 code for a protein of 219 amino acids.
UUUUCCAAGUAUCCGAUCGCAUCUCUCUCUCUCUCUCUCUCUCUCUCUCUCUCUUCAUGGAGUACGAUUACAGGAAUCGCACGGGCUCCAACAUGUAUCGGCCGGCCCCCGGCGGCGGCGCCGCCUCCGGCGCCUCGGCGCCGCCGCUGUACCCGCGGAUGGGGCAGGGUGCGGCGGCUGUGGCGCCGCCGCCGCCGCAGCACUCUCGUGGGGCUCCCUACCACAACCCUUCUCCCUCCUCCUCCUCCUCCGCCCCUCCCUCGUCUGGACUGGGCAUAAAAGUUGCCAUAAAGCCAGAAUAUCAGAUAACUCCCCCUCCUCAAUUGGCCCAGCCAAUGCCGGAGGUUCCUCGUAGUACAUUCAAAUUUGACUUUGAGUUUGAAAAGAGGAUACUUGCUGAGGCCGAAAAGGAGAGUCAGAACUGGAGCAGAUUCGCUGCAGAAAACAAGUCAUCAAAACCAGCAGCGUCUACUCUUCCGACUCCAGGAGGGGAUCCAGUUGUGGAGAAGUAUGUUGCCUCAGGGCUUGGGCGUGAAGCCGUCUCAUUUGCUGUUCUGAACUAUGGAGACAAUCCAGUGAAGGUGAGGGAGUUUGUGAAAGGCUAUAACCUUCUCCGAGAAAUGGGCUUUGCAUCCAAGAACGUCGCAGAAGUAUUGGCUUCAUACGAUAACGACACCGACAAGGCCAUCGCCCACUUCCUCAAUAGCCCAAAUUGAGUAUAUAUGAGUUGCUUCGGAUUCUUAUGUACUGAAAAAGGGAAAGAAAAUAACUUUGGUUCUCAACUUCUGUACAGAACUACAGAUGCAUCGCACACUUGAAAACUUAUUAUUGCCUUGCAUGUGAACCAUCUUGUUCUAUACUUGGUGGUGUAUUACUUUUUCUGUAUUGUGAUAUAGUUGGACUACGUUACUUAUUUCGCAGAGCUUAUUGUGUG